Molecule: messenger RNA, 6517 nt
Organism: Notolabrus celidotus (New Zealand spotty)
Lineage: Eukaryota; Metazoa; Chordata; Actinopteri; Labriformes; Labridae
Gene: grid2ipb
Product: glutamate receptor, ionotropic, delta 2 (Grid2) interacting protein, b
Molecular function (GO): protein binding
Source: RefSeq, a predicted model, not a curated record
ACUCAGGGUUCCCACUCUUUUCCAGAGAUCAUUUUCCAGGACAUUUCAAGGACGUUUUCAGUGAUGAUUAGGCUGAGGCAUCACAAGACACCUGCUGGAUCUGGUUGCCGACAUGGCCAAACACUCAUGUUACAGCUCGCAGUGCUGGAGGUUGCAGCAUUACUCAGGAGCUCUGCAUGCACAUCUAUGGAUGCUGUUUGAAAAGUCCUCAGCAUGCCGUCGUCCAAUCAGGGCUGGCCUGAGGAGUUCGGCUUCCAGCUGGGUGGGAACGGACCAAGCUACAUCCUCUCUGUGGAAGAAGGCAGUAGCGCCCACCUUGCAGGUUUGCAAGCUGGGGACCAGGUCCUAGAGAUUGAGGGCCACGAUGUCUCAACGCUGGGUCCUCAAGCUGUCAUGGCCAUCGCUCAAACUCAGAAGAACAUUCCUCCAAGUAUCGGAGUGGUGUCCCGAAUACAGCAGAUGGACAUCAUACCUGGUCCAGAUGGCCGUUUUGGCUUCACCAUCGUGGGAGACUGCCCUCUACUGGUAGAAGAUUGCUCACCUUGCUCUCCAGCUGGCCGUGCAGGUUUGAGGGCUGGGGAUUACGUCAUGGAGGUCAACGGCAUCCCCGUCAGGCAGCACGAGACAGCAGCAGCGCUGAUCAAGGCUUCCCAAGGGAGGACGCUCCGUUUGGGGGUGCUGUGCCUCGGACAGAGGCAGAAGCACAGCAUCAGCAUAGAGGACAGUCAGAUGGGAGGAGACGGGGCGAGACUGGACCGUAAACAUAAGGCUUUGGAGUUCAACAGGAAGGUGGACCAGAUUUUGGGCGAUGACCCUGAGGUGAAAGAGAAACUCUUUGCUGUACUGAAGCAGUACGCUGCUGAGAAGAAAGUUGAGUGGUUGGCCUCGGUCCUGCCCGACAUACUCACCACUGAUGAACAUCGACAGCUCAUCUCCAGCAUCAGAAUCUUCAUCCCUAAGAAGCACCGGCAGCGCUUUGAUGAUUCUGUCCAGCAGAAUGUGAUCAACCGACUCUGUCGCAGCAAGAGCAUCAGUGAGCCGCAGGGUAGGAUCCGCCGCAGUCGGAGCGAAGAUCACUCAGAUCGCCACCACAGGUCCAAACGGGCAAGUUCGGUACCCAGAGAUGGAGAACCAGGAGGGAGAGGGGACGGGGAGAGAGACAGGGGCCAAAGGAAGUCUGCCUCUGGGAUGCCUUCUCAUCCCCCCAUUGGACCCAAUCAGAGGAUCAUUCGCGUCUACAGAGGGAAGAAGAACUUCGGCUUCACGCUGCGAGGCCACGCCCCCGUCUCCAUUGACUCUGUCAUCCCAGAUAGUCCUGCAGAGGAAUGUGGACUGAAAACCGGAGACCGUAUCCUCUUUCUCAAUGGACUGGACAUGAGAAACUGUUCCCAUGAGAAGGUGGUGUCCAUGUUACAGGGCAGCGGCGCGAUGCCUACUCUGGUGGUGGAGGAGGGUCCGUCUGACUACUCGUCAGAACAAACAGACCCAGAGGAAUCUCCUAGCAUGCCCCCCACCUCGAUACCCCGCUCCAGGUCUCCUGCCCUCAGCUCUCUGCAGUGGGUGGCAGAGAUCUUACCUCCCAGCAUCAAAGUCCAUGGGCGGACCUUCAGCCAGCAGCUGGAGCACCUGCUGACUAUUCAGGAGAGGUACACGGUCUGCAAAUCCCUGGAGACCUUCUUCCAGCACAGGAAUGUGGACACUCUGAUAGUAGACGUGUUUCCGGUGCUGGACACUCCAGCCAAACAGCUGAUCUGGCAAUUCAUAUACCAGCUUCUGACGUACGACGAGCAGGAACGCUGCCAAGGCAAGCUGUCACGCUUCCUGGGCUUCAAGAGCAGUGCAGUGUUGGAGCCUGAAGUGGGUCCAGGUCCAGGGCUUCACCGGCGGAGCAGCUCCAUGCGGGUGACGGGGACGUCAUACCGCAGCAGCAUGCGAGAAAGGAGCUCUGAUGACUGCAUCAUUGGGACUCACCUGGGAAUGGGGAUUCAUGUGGAUGAAUCUGGGAGCCCGGAGGAGAGGCAGUCUGGAGACGGAACCUCCUUCCCUGAGUCCCCUGACCUCAAUCAUAUGACAGGUGUGUACACGGAGCUGGAGGCCAUGUACACAGGGAAGCCGCCACAGCAGGGUGGCUCCCCAGCAGAGUCCGAGGGCCCGGGACAGACUGAGGGCUACGGGCGCCCUCUCUCCCCCCUCACACUCCCCCCUCUUACAGGGAGCCGUAAAUCAGGCCUCUCCCUGUCCUGGAAGGAGCCACUCCCGACUCCGGUCUAUGAGAUCCAGCACCAGAGCAGCAUGGACUCCAACCCCUACGUCAGCCUGGAAAGCCCCCCUGCGUCCCCCGAGCCCUCAGAUGUCGGCCCCAACACGCUGAACCGCCGCAAGAAGCUGUUCACCUUCUCCCGCCCACCUCGCAGCCGGGACACGGAUAAGUUUCUGGACGCUCUGAGCGAGCAGCUGGGCCACCGGGUCACUCUGGUGGAUGACUUCAUACCUGGGGAAAAUGACUAUGAAGAGAUAUAUCAAGGUGGUUGUCAUGGUUUCAGAAGAGGAGGGGUGCUUAUGAGUUUCCAGGAUGACCAGGAACUCGGCUUCAUGCCCCGCAGGCUCAGCAGCGGCAGCAGUGAGGAGCACAGCAGCAGCGAAGAGGUCUCCUCCCCCACCUACUCCUCCGAAUCCGAACCCAUCCCACCACCUCCCACUAUAAGCCCACCUCCCCCACCUCCGUUCCAGUCUCUGAUCCCCCCUCCUGUCCAAUUUACAGACCCUCUGCCACCUGUCCACUUCUCCCCUGAGCACAUGCCUCGCAGCCGGAUGCCCUUCCACCCGCACCACCCCAUCAUCCCUCCUCCCCCGCCGCCUCCCAGGACCCUCCUCACCAGCCGCUCCCCUCUACACAAAGUCCUCCCCACCAGAGAAGAAACAGAGAAAAGUCACCAGCGCUUCCAAGCCACCUCCAGCCGCCACUCUACCGUCCACACCAUCCUGGGCUCCUCCACCAUGCGCUCCUCGCAGCCGUCCCGUGCCAGCUACCUCCCCCGGCAGCUCAGCCAGCCCCAGCCCAUCCUCCAUCAACCGUCCCCUGAGCCGUCCCCUCCUCAGCCACUGAGACCGAGUCAGCUAGUCCUCCAGAGGCACCACCAGCUCCACCACCAGCACAGCUACCAGGGCCCGCUGCCCCCAUCUUUGCAGGAUCACAGCCCGACAAAGUGUCCAAAUAAAGGGUUACACUCCCAGACUCCAGCCUCUCGCUCCACCCUGCCUGGUCACACCAAAACUUAUGAAACCAUACGACAGGAACACCAGGCACCACAGGCACCACCGCCUCCGCCUCCACCCCUGCCCCCACCAUGUGACCCACCUCCGCUGCCCAAGUCAGACCUCAGCGCUUCGGACAUCAACCACAUGAGCGUGAAAAGGCUGCGCUGGGAGCAGGUGGAGAACUCUGAGGGGACCAUUUGGGGUCAGCUCGGCGAGGAUUCAGAUUAUGAAAAGCUCACUGACAUGGUGAAGUUCCUGGACCUUGAUUUGCACUUUGGGACUCAACGCAGAUCCAUGUCCCCAUCAGAGCCAGCUUUCCUGCCCGACAACUUUAAAAAGAAAGACGUGAUGGAGAUUCUGUCUCAUAAGAAAGCCUACAACGCCUCCAUCCUCAUCGCCCACCUGAAGCUCUCCACCUCUGAGCUUCGUCAGGUCUUGAUGAACAUGGCGACUGACAGGCUGGAGCCGGCUCACAUCAAGCAGCUGCUGCUCUACGCUCCCGACGAAGAGGAGGUCAAACAGUACGAGCAGUUCGACGAUGACCCGGCCAAACUGAGCGAGCCCGACCAAUUCAUUUUCCAGAUGCUGAUGGUACCUGAGUAUAAAACCCGUCUGCGGAGCCUCCACUUUAAGGCAACCCUGCAGGAGAGGACAGAGGAGAUGAAGGUUGCAUUUGACUACAUCUACAAAGCUUCAGUGGAGCUGAGGAGCAGCAAGAAACUGGCUAAAAUCCUAGAGUUUGUUCUGGCGAUGGGGAAUUACCUGAACAACGGGCAGCCAAAGAGCAACAGAACGACCAGCUUUAAGAUCAACUUCCUGACUGAGCUAAGCACGACCAAAACAGUGGAUGGGAAAUCCACCUUCCUCCACAUUCUGGCCAAGUCUCUGUGCCAACACUUCCCCGAGCUGCUCAACUUUUCCAGAGACCUGACAACAGUGCCGCUGGCUGCCAAGGUGAACCAGAAGGUGAUCACAGCAGAGCUGAGUGAUCUUCACUCCACCAUCCAGGACAUCAGGACGGCCUGUCUGAAGAUCCCGCCCACCUCUGAGGACCACUUUGCCUCCGUCAUGAGUAGUUUCUUGGAGAACAGCCACCCUUCAAUCCAGUCUCUGGAGUCCCUGCAGACCAGAACCAUGGAGGAGUUCUCCAAGGUGGCAUCCUACUUUGGAGAGGACAGCAAGUCCACCAAAACAGAAGCCUUCUUUGCCAUCUUUGCAGACUUCGUGUCCAAGUUUGAGAGAGCUCUCAGUGAGACCCAGACUCCUGAAAACCCCAGAAGCCCCAGACUGUCUUCCCCUCUGGCCUGGUAGAAGCAAGGAUAUGUUGUGCGGUGUAUGUCAGGCCAAACUGACGAGGCCGGUCAGCUCCAUUUUCACUCUGCUCUCCACAACCAAAGUGCCAAGAUCACACACAGACACUCAGCCCCACGGGAACAGAGAGCACGUCACUUAAAGCAGGAAAGAAACCACUCUGUAUCUCUCUGUAGAGAAUAACUGAUGUUAACGAGUGUCCUGUGUGCAGCGUCGCUGUUAUUUCAGGUGCUGGAGGAGCAGGAACAUUCAGGUGUCCAACAGUCAUCAGGAUCUCACUGCACACUGACUACUCACACCAGUCUGAACAUUAUUUACAUCUCUUUUUAACACUCAUUAUUUCGUCAGUAGGAAAAGACACAUAAGUGACACCACCAAUAUUUAUUCAACUGUUCCACUGUGUCUUGUUACGCCACUAAAAUGAGAUGUAAGUACUUCAAACUACUGGUCUGAAUAUUUACUGAUUAUCUGCUAUGUUUAAUAAAUGAUUAUGUAUAGAUUAUAUUUUCUAUCAGAUCAUAUUUAAAAAACUGUAAAGAUAAAGCAUAGAUGUAGACUGACGACAGAAAGCACAAGUGUAGUUCAAAGUGUAGUUAAGUUUAGAGUCAGGCCGGACCGCUCAGAGUGUUUGAUCGCACAGAGUUAAUCUCACUGCCUCCCAUACAGCAUGGUCUGAUUAGAUAAGUGAUAAUGUAUAGUGAACAGGUGGUUAAUUUAGAAUCCCAAUGCAAAGUAACUGUCAUUAUUUCCUGAUUUGUAAGACCAUCCUAAGACGGGAGCUAACAUUUUUGCCACAGUGUCAACAGGCAGAGGUGAAAUGUGCCAGCCUUCUUUCACAGGAAUGAUGUUGAUGUGAUGUGUGUGUGAUCACGUUGACCCUGGCAUUGCUUUUGCUGUUGGGAUUUUGACCUAUCAGAAUCAAGUAUUUCACACAGCUGCACAGUCCAAAUUACUGAUCUAAACUUGCAGGUGUGGCACAUUUCUUGUAAUUCACCCAAACCCACUUCUCUUUCAGACACAUCCCAUCUGUUGUUACUGAUAAUGAAUGUCUAGUGAUUCUAUUGAGGCCAAAUAAGGUCAUUUAGGGUUUCAAUUUUUUAAACAAACGAAAACCAAAAGGAGAAUUUGUAGAACUACUGUAGUCUUGAUUCAAAAUUAAAAUGAAAGUAUUGAUUUAAUAUUUGAACACUUUAUAGGAAUCAAAAUAUUUGAUGUCCUCUCUUUUUAGAGUGUGGUCAGUUUUGAGUUUUGUCAUUCCAGAGUCCUUUUUUUCAUAGUUCAAGUUGUUUGUGUGUUUAUUCAUCUUAUUUUUACUUUUGUUAUAUUUUUUUGUAACUUUUUUAAUGUAACAAGACAAAACAAACACAAUCAAACAGGGGCUCAGACAUGUGAAAUGAAAUAAAAUAAAAUUGAUAAUAAAAUGAAUAAAACAAACACGUAAAUAAAUUAAUAGAAAACACGUAAAGAAAUUUUUAGUUGAAAAAUAAUUUUAAAUGACAAAAUAAACAAAGAGAAGUAAUAAAAAUAAAUAGAAAUAGAUAUAUAUAUACAAACAAACACACAUGCACACACAUGCAUACGUAUAGUAUUUAUUCAUCUUAUGCAUUAAUCAUUCAUUGAUUUUUCCCGUCAUGUUAGUAAAGCCAAGCAACAUAACAUUUUUUUCUAUUUUAAUUUUUAAACCUUGUGAGAAAUAAUUAACAAAUUGAAAAAAAUUUGGAUCUAACAGAACAUUAAGAAACCAACAUAUCGUCCCUGUCAGGCAGAAGCCUUGUAUCUUCAAAUCUUCUACUUUCCAACAAGUAAAAAAACAACAUUAUGUUUUUCACAUUACUCAACACGGCAUGAGAGUCACCCACAAGCUUGGUUUAAUACUUUUCAUCUGUUCAAUUUUAGACAUGCAUUAAAAAGAAAUCAAUAGCACUGAUUAAUGCAAAAAAAAAAAAAA